UGCACAGUACAUAUUUAACAUUCCAAGGAACCGAGUAACAGAGGCCAGCCACAAAAUUCGCAAAAUUUACAAAAAUUCACAAAAACCAGAAAUGAGAAACUGUCACCUACACUUAGCCCUUCUUGCCCUGCUGGGGAUAGCUCAUAUAACAUCCGCAACCCCGGCGGGAGAAAAGUGUCCCGCCUAUUGUGUUAGCGACCUUAUGUGUUGCGAGGCAGGCGGUUGUUAUGGGGGAGCAUGCAUAGAUUGCCGCCCAAACGGAUUCAACUGUCUGACUGAUCGACACUGUUGCCAAGCUGGUGGUUGCUAUGCGACGAAAUGUAUUCAAUGCCGAGAUUGGGGCUUUGUGUGUCAAAAUCACUCCCAAUGUUGUCCUGGGCAUUGGUGUGGACCUCUUGGGCGGUGUGAAUAUGUGUUUCAACCGUAAAAAUCGAGGUUUGUUGAGACGAAUAUCCACGAAUGAAAUUUGUUUCUGUUUAAAAUUAUGCAAACUAUGUACAUACCUAUGUAGGUUAUAGGAAGCAGUAAAGGCUCUAUUUAUCUGGGUUCUCA
Molecule: messenger RNA, 552 nt
Organism: Folsomia candida
Lineage: Eukaryota; Metazoa; Arthropoda; Collembola; Entomobryomorpha; Isotomidae
Exons: 5
Coding region: 92-427 (111 amino acids)
Source: RefSeq, a predicted model, not a curated record